Messenger RNA from Pseudomassariella vexata, 1861 nucleotides. RefSeq names its product major facilitator superfamily domain-containing protein. Gene Ontology annotation, molecular function: transmembrane transporter activity. The record is from RefSeq and is a predicted model, not a curated record. Gene Ontology annotation, biological process: transmembrane transport. Lineage: Eukaryota; Fungi; Ascomycota; Sordariomycetes; Amphisphaeriales; Pseudomassariaceae. The transcript is spliced from 5 exons. Bases 1 to 1665 code for a protein of 554 amino acids.
AUGUCUUCUCCGAUAACUAACAAUUUAACGCAUGCUUCUCGAGCACAACAGCAUGGUAACAGUUUCGAGAUAGCCACGUAUGAGAUUGCUAGCCCAACUAUUCUUACCGAGGUCAGCAACCCCGAAAUACUAGGAUAUGCUUUUUCUACUUGGAAAAAAUGGAAAAUCCUGAUUGUCGUCUUCCUCGUGCAAUGUUCCAUGAACUUCAACACGUCAUUGUAUUCCAAUGGCCAGAAGGGCAUCUCGAAGGAGUUUGGCGUUAGUGAGCAGGACGCUCGUAGCGGUGCUGGACUGUUUCUAGUACUCUACGCCUUUGGAUGUGAGCUCUGGGCCCCCUGGUCUGAAGAAAUCGGCCGCUGGAUCAUCCUGCAACUGUCUCUCUUCCUCGUCAACCUCGCCGCCAUCCCCGUAGCCAUUGGCCCCAACUUCGCCACCAUACUCGCUUUCCGCUGCCUUGGCGGUCUCUUCUCCGCCGGCGGCAGCAUCACUCUGGGAAUCGUCGCCGACAUGUACCGCGCCAAUGACCAACAGUACGCCGUCGCGUUUGUGGUCCUAGCCUCGGUGGGUGGAUCCAUCUUCGGCCCCAUCAUCGGCGGCUUCGUCGAGGAACACCUCGCCUGGCGGUGGAGCAUCUGGCUGCAGAUCCUCGUCGGUCUCGUCGUCCAGCUCCUGCACGCCUUCAUUGUCCCCGAGACUCGCACCACCUCGCUCCUGAACGCGCACGCCGAGAAGCUGCGCAAGCAGACCGGAAACGACAAUAUCGUUGGGCCUAGCGAGGGCGAGAGCUGGAGGGAGAGGCUGCCCCCCAAGAAGGUCAUGCAGAUCUGGAUCCGGCCCUUCAAGAUGUUCGUAACCGAGCCCAUCGUCCUGGCUCUGUCGCUGCUCUCCGGCUUCAGCGACGCGCUGAUCUUCAUGGGUUUCCAGUCCUUCAGACUCGUUUACGGCCUCUGGAACUUCGGCCCACCGGCGCUGGGACUGACGUUCAUUGCUAUUGGCCUGGGGUACCUGUUAGCGUACGCCACUUUCAUCGGGGCGAUUCGGAAGAACAUCAAGAUGAGACAGAGGAAGCCGGACAGCGAGUUCGCCAUGUUCGAGUCACGUCUCUGGUGGAUGUGCUACACUGCCCCUUGCCUGCCCAUCGGUCUUGUGCUCUUUGCCUGGUUCAGCGACAGUUUGACGUUUCACUGGAUCUUGCCUGUCAUCGCCACUGCUAUCAUCGGUGUUGCCAACUUUGCUAUCUACAUGGGUACUAUUGACUACAUGGUCGCUGCUUACGGUGAGUAUUCCGCCUCCGCCACUGGCGGCAACGGCUUCGCCCGUGACCUUUUGGCCGGUGUCUUGACCUGGGCCGCCAUCCCCUAUUACGAGGCCUUCAAGAGCAACCCCGAUACCGCCAUGUUCCACCUCCAGAUCGCCAACACCGUUCUUGCCGCUGUUGCCUUCCUCCUCGUCGCCGCUGCCAUGAGCAUCUACUUCUGCGGCAAGAAUCUCCGUCACAAGUCCAAGAUGGCGGAGCGGCUCCACGAUGACGCUUCGACCUCGUCUCGUUCCUCCCAUCGACAGGGAGCCGGUGUAUAUCCUCACCAUACACCUCAAUCAUCUUCCUCAACCUCGCCAGCUCCAAGAACGACUGUUCCGUGUCGACUCGCUGGUCAGCAGCGAUAAUCGCUUCGACGUCCAUUUUUACGAAGUCCCCGCAGAACAUAGGCACAACUUCCAACAACCUCCUGUACUUGGUCUUUCUGUCUCGGAAAAUCCGCGAUACCUGGAGACACCAAUAAUGCAAAACAUGGACCAACUCCCUCCUGGGCGCGCGACGCAUCGAAGUAGCGAUGUAAUACAGGAGCAGCAUCAAUCGCAU